GGCCGACUAUCGUCGAGAAUCAACAUCUGCCACCGAUUGUGCACGUGUUUCUACAUGAUUAUGUACGAUUAAUUGUAAACAGUCGUGUAUAGGACUACCUAUAGUUUUACAAUCAUGUUGUCGCGAUUCACCAGAAUCUCACGGCUGUGCAACAACUGUUCAGUCUUUCGAAAUUUCUCGGAUCCUCCAAGAAUACGAAAGAGUCUUUUCACAACAGCCAGACAUCUACAACAGUCUGACCAAGGGACAAACCAGGGCGAGAACUUAAUACAGGUUGUCAAUACAGAGUUUGAGAGUCCUGAGAGAUGGCAGAAUCUACCCCUGAUGACAGGGAGGCCGGUGGAUGCCCCGGCGUGUCUAGAGAAGCCCCAGGCCUGGCUGGAGACAAUCAGCACCCUGGAGAAUAUCAAGCUAGGCAUGGUAGAUCUACAUCCUGAUGUCUUCGCAACCAUGCCCAGAAUUGAUGUUUUGUAUCGGAAUGUUUUAUGGCAAAGGGACUACAAAAGAAUAAGUUUAGCCAAGACUAAGACCAGGGCCGAGGUGAGAGGGGGAGGACGGAAACCAUGGCGACAGAAGGGAACAGGAAGAGCAAGGCAUGGUAGCAUCCGUUCACCGAUCUGGAAGGGAGGUGGUCGAGCCAAAGGUCCCCGCGGCCCAAGAAGCUAUUGGUACGAGUUGCCUGUCAAGGUGCGAGCCCACGGUCUGAGGGUUGCCCUGACCGUCAAGCUGGCCCAGGACAACCUGCACAUAGUGGACUCCUUGGACCUACCAUCACCUGAACCCCAGUUUCUGGAAGAUGUGGCCAUGCAAAGGCACUGGGGAGGAUCUGUUCUCUUCGUAGACAACAAACCUAUUCAAGAAAUGCCCGAGAAUUUCCUACAGGCAGUCAGCGGGAUCAAGACGUACAAUGUGCUAUCCACGGAAGGCAUGAACGUGUACAGCAUGUUGAAGCACCACACGUUGGUCUUGACGCUGGAUGCAGCAGAAUUCCUGGAGGAGAGGCUCCUGUUCUACAUGAGAUGCUACCGAAAGAAAGACAUUGUGGACACCCACAAAAUCCUGUUUGGUCAACUGAAAAUCCUUCCCUCCAAGAAAAUCACAACGGAAAACUGAAUGACAGCCCCAGAGAGGGAUAUCUGAAAAAAUUUUGUGAGCUUGUUUUGUCAGUUUUGGAGGCCUUCAUGCGAAACCUGGAACUGGAAGAGCGAACUCUACAAUAGUCAGUGUCUGCUCUUGCUAUAACUGCAGGUUGUUAAAACUGAGAAGUCCAGAUCUUCUACGGCCUUUUAUAGUUCUGCCAGUGACAGCGCUAGACUCGCAAUUUUAGGGCCAAGUAGAGGGCACACAUUAUGUUUUGGGUCAGUCAAUAUUAUUCAAAUAUUGACUGCUUCGAGUGGUGUAGUAAAACUAGCCUCCCGAGUUGAUCCAUGAAGCACCGCCGAGGGAAAAUAGAAUGCUCCCUGGUUCACC
Messenger RNA from Patiria miniata (bat star), 1470 nucleotides. It is a transcript of the gene mrpl4, whose product is annotated as 39S ribosomal protein L4, mitochondrial-like. Gene Ontology annotation, biological process: translation. Bases 115 to 1113 code for a protein of 332 amino acids. Gene Ontology annotation, molecular function: structural constituent of ribosome. The transcript has 9 exons. The record is from RefSeq and is a predicted model, not a curated record. Gene Ontology annotation, cellular component: ribosome. Lineage: Eukaryota; Metazoa; Echinodermata; Asteroidea; Valvatida; Asterinidae.